This is a messenger RNA of Apodemus sylvaticus (European woodmouse), 2793 nucleotides long. RefSeq names its product centrosomal protein 57 (gene Cep57). The transcript is spliced from 11 exons. Gene Ontology annotation, cellular component: centrosome. Bases 448 to 1950 code for a protein of 500 amino acids. Gene Ontology annotation, molecular function: microtubule binding; identical protein binding; gamma-tubulin binding. NCBI's taxonomy places the organism in Eukaryota, Metazoa, Chordata, Mammalia, Rodentia, Muridae. The record is from RefSeq and is a predicted model, not a curated record.
CUUUCCAUUCGCCUUUAUUCAGCUUCCGUCAUCCACCCCAGCAGGCGCUGAAGGCUCCAGAAGCCCUAGCCUUUGCUUCCUCCUCCAGAACAUCCAUCCCUUUCCAGACGCUCCCAGAGCCGUCUGUCAACCCCACGACGUUGCGAUUCCCGCAGGCUCCGCGGUGCGCUACCUUGUGACGUCACCGAGAGAAGAGGCGGGCUCUCCCCUGCCACCAGAAGUCCUCUUUUCUGAUUGGUCACUGGAAGGCGUCUGUCAAAACGCGUUGCCUUUACUGUGCGCGUUGAGUGUGGCGUCCUUGUGGUUUGCGAGACCGAGGCUCCUAUAGGGUUCGCAGCUCGCCCGCCCCUUCCAUCGGGGACUUGGAUUCGGCUUGCCCCAGGCGGGCGGCUGUCGAAUCCCGAGGAGGAGCUCCAGGACGGCGGCCCGCGUUGCGCAGGUGGGAAGAUGGCGGCAGCCUCGGUCUCGGCGGCUUCUGAUUCUCAGUUUUCGAGCGUCCUAGCUGAACCAUCAAGGUCUAAUGGAAAUAUGGUUCAACAUUCUUCAUCUCCGUAUGUAUUAUAUCCACCUGAUAAGCCUUUCCUUAACAGUGAUCUGAGACGCUCCCCAAAUAAGCCCACAUUUGCCUAUCCGGAAAGCAACAGCAGAGCCAUAUUUUCUGCUCUUAAGAAUCUUCAAGAUAAGAUUCGACGCUUGGAACUGGAAAGGAUUCAGGCAGAAGAAAGUGUGAAAACCUUGUCUAGGGAAACAAUUGAGUAUAAGAAAGUAUUGGAUGAACAGAUACAAGAGAGAGAGAAUUCAAAGAAUGAAGAAUCAAAGCACAACCAAGAACUGGCAUCCCAGUUGGUAGCUGCAGAAAAUAAAUGUAAUCUUUUAGAAAAACAAUUGGAAUACAUGCGAAAUAUGAUAAAGCAUGCAGAAAUGGAGAGAACAUCUGUCUUAGAAAAGCAGGUUUCCCUAGAAAGAGAACGGCAGCAUGAUCAAACCCAUGUUCAGAGCCAGCUGGAAAAACUGGAUCUUCUUGAACAGGAAUACAACAAACUCACCGCAAUGCAGGCUCUUGCAGAAAAAAAAAUGCAGGAGUUGGAGUCCAAACUCCGAGAAGAAGAGCAGGAAAGGAAGCGGAUGCAGGCCCGGGCUGCAGAGUUACAGAGUGGUCUGGAAGCAAAUAGACUUAUUUUUGAAGAUAAGACUACUUCAAGUGCUCCAACCAGCACUAGAAAAAUUAAAAAAAAGAAGUCGAAACCACCAGAAAAGAAAGGUUCUAGGAACUAUUUUGGUGCACAGCCACAUUACAGAUUGUGCUUAGGUGAUAUGCCUUUUGUUGCUGGAACGUCCACCAGUCCCAGCCAUGCCGUGGUAGCCAAUGUUCAGCACGUCUUGCAUCUGAUGAAACACCACAGUAAAGCCCUGUGCAAUGAUCGAGUUGUUAACAGUGUUCCUUUGACAAAGCAAGCGUGUUCACGAAGUCGUACGUGUAAGAAGUCAGUGACACCGCCUUCCAGCAGUGUUGACGAGGAACUUUCAGAAGUCUUACAGACUUUACAGGACGAAUUUGGGCAAAUGAGCUUUGAUCAUCAGCAGCUCACUAAACUCAUACAGGAAUCACCAACUGUGGAGCUAAAAGACAACCUGGAGUGUGAGCUGGAGGCAUUAGUGGGACGAAUGGAAGCAAAGGCCAACCAGAUAACCAAAGUCCGAAAAUACCAAGCCCAGCUGGAGAAACAAAGCAUAGAUAAGCAGAAGAAGGAAUUAAAAGUUAACAAAAAGACUCUUGAUGAAGAAGGAAACAGCAGCAGUCGCUCAUCUGGAGUCACAAGGACCUCGAGUAAGAAGGAUCUGACCAAACAGAGACCUGGAGAAAAAAGCAGGAAAAAUCUUCAGUUACUGAAGGAUAUGCAAAUCAUACAGAAUUCACUGCAGAGCAGUAAUCUGUGUUGGGGUUACUGACAGCAGGUCAUAAAUGAUGUACCUUACUGGUCAUAAAUGAUGUACUUACUGGACAAUGAGCAGACUUUCCAGGUCUCAUGCUUGCUAAGCUGCCAUUACUGGCAGGUGUUAAGGCCAAGCUUCAUUACAGUCUUGUGCUGUGCGGCACAACUGAAUGGAGAUGGAGUUCUACAGCAGAGAAGCCGCACUGUGGCUUGACUAUGCUGUACUCAUACACUGCACUUUGUAAACAAAUGACCAGUUUUGUACUUGUGGGUGUGUUUUUUAAGUAGGUAUAUAUGUAAAUUGGGUUUGAAAAUUCAGAAUGUGACUGUCCCCAUAGUCAGUACUCGAAAGUCUUGUUUUUAAAUCUUCCCACAGCAUGAAGUGCACACUACUUUACCUUCUCCAGAUGACCAUUAAAUGUACUGUUUUCAAGAGGACUUUGUUUUGCUUUGGUAUUUCAGACAUUGGUCAAUAGUAAAUUCACUCUUAAAAACCCAAACAUUAAGUCAGAUACCCAAGAAAUGUCUUCAAUAAAACUCUAAACAGUUGUUAAUGAAAUAAAUGAAAUAUUGGAAUAAAGAAUGAGAAGGGAGGAUUGUAAAACGUACAUGUUUGUAACAUGUACAUAAAUGUACAUGUUGACAGUACCUAUUUGUAAUCAUGUCAUAAUAAGCACUGUUUAAUCUUGACUUAAGAGAAUCUCAUGCUCUUAGCAUACAGUAUGAAGGUGAUAUGUGAACUGAAUACACGUCUAUCAUGUCAAUGUAAAUUAUUAACUUUUAGUAGCUCAACAUGUUAAUCUUUAAAUUUGGUACUUCAAAUCAAUAAAAGCAAUUUUUAAACUUUGUUUAACAGUCA